ACUCUGUAAUACUUUCCUUAUAAAAGGGGCAUCGGCGCUCAUGCAUUUCUCGCUCACACAGUUCAUUCAGGCGCCGCGAACACGCCGGAACCCUAGCUUCGCUCCGUCGCCGCCGUCUUUGUCGGUUUCAUUUCUUCUCGUUCGUUCUCUUUUGUUUUUUCUGCGAUCUGCAUGGUAGGUUUCGUUCUCGCGGUUUAGAGUUGUGUCCGAUUCGAAUUCUCCGGCGGUUGCGCGUUUUCCCGUCGCGGUCGAUUUCUCGCUUCUUCUGAGGGGUAGGCGUGGGGAUUUCGGUGUGCUGUAAGAGUGGGUCAAGCUACCGUGUUGUCGUGACCUAGAUCUUCGUUUGCUUCGUUUGAGGGGGUAGCCGGGGCUCCGGCCUCGGCGGGUUCUAAAGCCCCCAUCUGAUACAACCGUCGCUCAAUUACGAUUGUUAGAACUAAUCCUGGAUUUGUAGGUUUCGAUUCUUUGAUUCUUUUUGUUUCAAUUUUUUUCGCGACUCAAUCGGAGCGUAACAGAGGAGAUCCGUGUUAGAUCGGAGAAGCAGGAAUCAGAGAUGCCUGCCAUAGCCUGUUGCGUGGACGCUGCCCUAACCGCCUCUCCCUACGCUUUCUCCAACUGGAAUAGCACGCUCCCCGAGCCUCAACCGGCGGUGGCGGCGGCUAUGGCGGAUUGGUCCCCCGCCCACUCGUCAGUGCUGUACCGCGUCGAUGGCUGGGGCGCUUCUUACUUCACUGUAAACCCUAGCGGCAACAUCUCCGUCCGUCCCCACGGCGUCAGUACCUUUCCCCACCAGGAAAUCGAUCUUCUCAAGGUCGUGAAGAAGGCCACCGAUCCGAAGCAUUCCGGUGGCCUUGGGCUUCCCCUUCCCCUCAUUGUUCGUUUCCCCGACGUCCUGAAAAACCGCCUCGAAACUCUCCAGGCUUCCUUCGAUUUCGCGAUUCAAUCGCAAGGCUACGAGGCGCAUUACCAAGGCGUUUAUCCUGUAAAAUGCAAUCAGGAUAAGUUUGUGGUGGAAGAUAUCGUCAAAUUCGGAUCAGGUUUCCGAUUUGGUCUUGAAGCAGGGUCCAAACCAGAGCUUCUCCUGGCUAUGAGCUGCCUCUGCCGUGGAAGCUCCGAGGCCUUUCUGGUCUGCAAUGGCUUCAAGGAUAUGGAGUACAUAUCCCUUGCUUUACUUGCUCGUAAGCUGCACUUGAAUACUGUUAUUGUUCUCGAGCAAGAGGAGGAAUUGGAUAUCGUGAUUGAAGCUAGUAAGAGCCUCGGCGUCCGUCCUGUCAUCGGCGUCCGUGCUAAGCUGAGGACUAAGCACUCCGGCCAUUUUGGCUCCACCUCCGGCGAGAAAGGGAAAUUCGGUCUUACAACGACGCAAAUCCUUCACGUCGUUAAGAAGUUACAGCAACACGAGAUGCUGGAUUGCCUGCAGCUGCUGCAUUUCCACAUUGGAUCUCAGAUCCCCACAACUGAUCUACUUGCCGAUGGCGUGAGUGAAGCUGCUCAGAUUUUCUGUGAACUUGCUCGAUUCGGAGCUUCCAUGAGGGUUAUUGAUGUAGGUGGAGGCCUCGGAAUCGACUACGACGGUUCCAAGUCUCAGGAUUCCGACAUCUCUGUCGGAUACAGUCUCCAAGAGUAUGCUGCUGCGGUUGUCAAAGCAAUUCAGUCUGUCUGCGAUGCCAAGAUGGUGAAGCAUCCUGUGAUCUGUAGUGAAAGUGGCCGUGCCAUUGUUUCUCACCACUCUGUUUUAGUGUUCGAAGCUGUUUCGGCGACUCCUUAUGAAUCCCAGCCGCAAGUUUCGGCCCUGGGGCAGCAGUAUUUGGCAGAGCGAUUGACCGAUGAUGAUGCGAUUUCUGAUUACAGGAACUUAUCGGCUGCUGCACUUCGAUGCGAUUACGAUGCUUGUUUGCUGUAUGCCGAGCAGCUGAAACAGAGAUGUGUCGAUCAAUUCAAAGACGGGUCUUUGGGCAUGGAACAGCUUGCUGCAGUCGAUGGCAUAUGCGAGUUAUUGUCGAAAGCUGUUGGUGUUUCAGAUCCCGUCCGCACUUACCAUGUCAACCUUUCGGUUUUCACUUCAGUCCCCGAUUUCUGGGCCAUUGGUCAGCUCUUCCCGAUCAUUCCGAUCCAUAAGCUCGACGAGAAGCCUUCAGUCAGGGGAAUACUGUCGGACCUGACCUGUGACAGUGAUGGAAAGAUCGAUAAGUUCAUUGGAGGCGAAUCGAGCCUACCUUUGCAUGAAUUGGCAGGCGAUCGUGCCCCGUACUAUCUCGGCAUGUUUCUAAGUGGCGCAUACCAGGAGUCUCUUGGCGGGCUUCACAACCUUUUCGGCGGGCCGAGUGUGGUGCGCAUUUCCCAGAGUGACGGGCCUCAUGGCUUUGCUGUGACGUGCGCCAUGCCGGGACCUUCUUGUGGGGACGUGCUGCGUAUGAUGCAGUACGAGCCCGAGCUAAUGUUCGAGACCCUUAAGCACCGUCUCGAGGAGUACAUCGAUGUUGGCAGCGAUGCACUUGUCAACGGUCUGACUUGCUCUUUCAACAACAUGCCUUAUUUGGCUCCGGCCACCUCUUGCAGCCUCACGGCUGCUUCGGGCAACACUGGUUAUUACUAUUGCAGCGAUGAAACUGGUUUUGCUGCUGUGAGUGAUUCUGUUGGUGGUGCCGAAGACGAGCCGUGGUCGUACUGCGUUGCUUGAGGUUUGGUUUCUCUUGAAGCUCAAAUGGUGUGGUUUGGUGCUUGUUUCAUCUACUCGAGAUCCUUCUUAUUAUUGCUCCCUACUGCUGCUAUGUGGUUUUUAUUAUAGUCUUUGCAGAAACUACUUGCUCCUUGUUAUUAUGAUUAUGAUUAUUAUUAUUAUUAUUAUUAUGGUUACGUUGCUGUUCAUUGCCAUUUUCUAGUUUGUGUUGAUGAACGAACGAAUAUGCUUAGUAAAAGGAGCUGAUCUGAUCAUUACUAUGUAAUAAAUUGGUGAUUGAUAUGCCUGCCUAUUUGCUGUC
Messenger RNA from Andrographis paniculata, 2981 nucleotides. RefSeq names its product arginine decarboxylase-like. The transcript has a single exon. The coding region runs from base 554 to 2680 and encodes 708 amino acids. The record is from RefSeq and is a predicted model, not a curated record. Gene Ontology annotation, molecular function: arginine decarboxylase activity. Gene Ontology annotation, biological process: L-arginine catabolic process; spermidine biosynthetic process. NCBI's taxonomy places the organism in Eukaryota, Viridiplantae, Streptophyta, Magnoliopsida, Lamiales, Acanthaceae.